AUGCUAGCUUCAAGUUCCUCUAAAACCAACCAUUCAGUUGGAAAGUUUAGGCUUGGAUUAAGCAAAUCAGGGUUGCUCGUCCUGUAUGCCAUGGAGAACCCCAAUUCAAUAGCCACAACUGAAGACAUCUACUGGAAAUUGCUUACCUUCCCAAUCCCUUUGCGUAGGCUCUCUCUUGAACUCAUCUCUAAUGCCCCCGGAAUUAAGUUUUCAGAUAGCCAUGAUUUUAUGCUGAGAGCAACACUAGACAUUGAUGGAAAUUUGAGGAUUUAUCAACACAAUUUUGCAAAAGAAGGUAAAAAUUCGGUGACCAUCAUAUGGUCGGCUCUCAAAAAUCAAUGCAAAAUCAAGGGGGUUUGUGGGGUCAAUAGGUACUGCACCUUAGGCGAUUCUGACGAGCCCAAAUGCCUCUGCAUACCUGGGUUCGAUUACACCCACCCAGGAAACCCCACUGAAGGGUGCAAAAUGCUAGACUCGGUAGGAAAAUCUAGUGACUUGGGAGAGUCGAUGACCGAGUUAAAAAACACGGUGUGGGCUAGCAGGGGUUGUGAGAUACUCAAUGUUAACAAGACCGAGUGCACAAAGUCUUGCUCUGAGGAUUGUGUAUGCAGAGCUGUUGUGUAUGUGAAGGGUGAGUGUACCAAAAUGAGUGAACCUUUGAAGUAUGGAUUGACGGACAUGGAAGGGUGGCGGUCGACGUUCGUUAGAGGUGGAGGCGGCGUGGCGAGGAGUGAGAAAGUCGGUGUGGAGGGAAGAGAGAUAGGGAACAAGCUUGUGGUCAUAGGGUUUGUGCUUGUUUGUGCUGCUGUUCUUAUGGUGGGAACACGGCUCCUGGUCUGUUUUCUCGAGAGAAAAUGGUGGCGUAUCAACCGAAAUGAGUUCUCAUCUGGUUAG
Messenger RNA from Amborella trichopoda, 894 nucleotides. RefSeq names its product G-type lectin S-receptor-like serine/threonine-protein kinase LECRK2. Gene Ontology annotation, biological process: recognition of pollen. NCBI's taxonomy places the organism in Eukaryota, Viridiplantae, Streptophyta, Magnoliopsida, Amborellales, Amborellaceae. The record is from RefSeq and is a predicted model, not a curated record.